UUAUUAUGUCUAUCUAUCACCUCUCUCCUUGCGCGAUUUGCGUCUCUUCUCGCUUUUCUUUCUCUCCUUGCGAAUCCAAUCCGAUCCCGUUCUUUGGAAUUGGAAAAGAGAGAGUCUUUUCCCCCUCAAUCUCUCUCUCCCUACCCAAUUCACCCAUAGGUAGGGUAGGUCUGAUUCGUCGCGUGCGUGCGUACCUUAGGCUGCGGUUGAUACGACGCGCGCGCGAAACUCGAUCGAUCCGCAUUUCGCCCUCUCCCCUUCCUUUAUUUUUUAAAGCUACACGCUGUUAUAUAAACACCAAAACCCCCGAUUCCGUGUCGUCUUUCUUUGUUUAGAGUUCCGCUUCGCUUCGUGUUUGCGUUUUCUCCGGGACGGCUUUUUCGUUAGCCGGUUUUUUGUCCUUCUUCUUUUCGAAUUCGAAUGCGAAUUUCGAGUUGGUUAGCUGUGCUGAAGCCCCAUUUUGCAUUUGUUGAAGGGGGCCCGCUUUGUGAAGCUAGCUGCGUAAGUUGCGAUAGGCUGUCGAACCUCUGGUGAGGGUUGAGGAGGGAGAGCGCGCUUUUCUCGGUGCCGGGGAAGAAAAGAAAAAUAAAGGAUAGGAAAGAAGGCAUACAUACAUACGUACGCUCAGGAUGGUGGAUUAUGAAUCUCGCGGGCCGCGCGGCGGGUAUAACCGGAAGAGGCGAUAUCGAGAUGACGAUGAUUACGAUCGCAGACAGCAGCGCCGGAGGUACGAGGAACCCCUCGCUGUGACGGUGCGGAAACAAUUGGCGACGAUCGCCGAGUCGGCUGUAAGGAGAGCUGAAGACGACGUUGUGCGGAUUGCGAAGACCAUGUCGGAACACUAUGAUGAUGAGGAUGAGGAGGUUAAGAAUACGUUUGUGAGCUUGGUUCUGCAGCUCGUCGGCGAGCAACCGCUUAAAAUCCCCUUCGUUGCUGCGACGGUGCUCACGGCCAACACGAUGAAGCCGGAGUUGGCGGCGGAGGUGCUAAAGAAGGCCGGGGAAAUUGCCCAGUCACAUAUUGAGGCGGGUAACUGGCGCAAUGUCAAGCUCAUGCUGCGGUUUUUGGCCUGCUUGCAGGGCCUGUUCGAGGGCGAAGGCAUCUUUCCGGUACUGGAGGAGCUGUUUUCUCGCGCUGUCGAUUUGCAGACGGCUUCUUCUGAGGAUUCACUGGGCUUGGAACUUGUAAAGAUCAUCCUUUUCACAAUCCCUUAUGUCAUGUCGUCAUCUGCUUCUGGCUUUGAAACACAGGCUGCCGCCCUUUUGGAGAAAACGGACAUCAUCGCCUCAACGCCACAUACUUUGGAGGCACUGGUUGACCCCUUCCCGUCUGACGAGGUGAAGGAGGAGAAAAGAAUGAGCGUCAUCGGCCUUCUACAGAAGCAGCUACAGGAAGAAGGAAAGCAGGGCUGGGAACUUACAUGCAUACCACGCCCCUGGACGGGGCUGAUGCCAACGACCAAACCAGAAGCAAUGCCCGAAGGGAACGAAGAAAAAGCAGGGGAGACGAAAGAAGAGAAAGAAGAAAAGGAACCCGAAGACCCCCUCAAGAAUGCCACCAAGCACGUAUUCCCCACAAUCACUGUGCCCAACCCAGUCCCCAACGGGCCCAAAUCUAUCUUCCCAGACGUCUACUUCUCCGUCUACUUCGACCAGGACCUAGAAACCGUCCCGCCAACCACUGACAUUGCCGCCUCUUUACUCCGCGAUUCCCUCACCGACACAAUCGACAUGCUCGACUUUAACCGCAUCGCCACCGCCAAAUUCCUCAUUGACGUCGAUUGUUAUUUCGCGCCCAAGACCUUCAUCAAGCGCGCCACCCCCUUCGACAAGAUCCGCGACGCUGUUGCGGCGGGUACCGCUGAUCGCUCGACCUGGAAGCCCGAAGAUGUCGCUGUUGACGCGGUGUUCUCGUUGCUCUUUCAGCUCCCUACGCCGCAGCAUAAGCUGGUCUACUACCACUCUGUGCUCACGGAGGCGUGCAAGAUUGCGCCUGCGGCCAUUGCGCCGAGUCUGGGGAGGGCGAUUCGUUAUUUGUAUAAGAAUGUGGAGAGGAUGGAUCUCACGCUGUCGUAUAGGUUUUUGGAUUGGUUUGCGCAUCAUUUGAGUAAUUUUGGCUUUACGUGGAAGUGGACGGAGUGGGUUGACGACGUUGAACUGCCAGCCGUUCACCCCAAGAAAGCAUUUAUCUGCGGCGCACUGGAUAAGGAGAUCCGUCUAAGCUUUGCGCAGCGAAUCAAGGGCACCUUGCCAGAACCAUACCAGGCGUUGAUAUCCGAAGGGAAAGAGAAAGAUACACCGGAGUUCAAAUAUGCGCUUGAAACAACCCCUUUCGCCACCGAAGCUCAGGAAAUCAUGCAAUUGAUCCGCAAAAAGGCCCCGGAGACCGAAAUCGAGCCACACAUCCUCGCCAUCCAACACGCUGCCGCCAGCCAACCGGACAUCGCGGACCCCCUUAUCCCGUCGACAGACGCCUUCGUCACCUCGAUCUGCUACGUCGGCUCCAAAUCCCUGUCACACGUGCUUUCCUGCAUCGAGCGCAGCAAAGAACGGCUCCUGGCCAUUGGCCCCAAGUCCCCUGCCGCCCGGCGCCAAAUUAUCACCUCGGUCCUCUCCUACUGGGCCGACCAGCCGGGCAUCGGCGUGAACAUCAUCGACAAGCUGCUCAACUACACGAUCCUGACGCCACUGUCGGUCGUCGAGUGGGCGCUUGUCGAUCACAUUGAGGGCGGGGCGGCGCUGGCGAAGGCGCAUGUGUAUGAGAUGGUUGCGGCGACGAUGGGGAAGGUGACGAAUCGGAUUCGCCAGAUUGUUGCGGCGAGGGUGCAGGCGGGUAUUGUGGAGCCGCAGCUGUCGGUUAUUGAUGAGACGUUGAGGAGGGAGAGGGGGGAUGUGCAGGUUAUGUUUGAGGUUAUUGAGGGGGCGCUUGAGGGGGUUAUUAAUGGGUCGAAUGAGAGUGGGAGUGGGAGUGGGAGUGGGAUGGAAGAUGUUGGCGAGGGGGUGGUGGAGGAGAAGGGGCUUAUUAGGGAAUGGGCUAGGAGGUGGUUGAGGGUUUUCAAGCGGCUACGAGCCGUUGAGGAGGCGUUUAUCGCGGAAGCGAUGGCUAGGGCUGUUCCUGUUGGGACGAUGCCGCCUGUGCAGCAGCAACCGGCUGAGACUGGGGCAGAACCAGUGACAACAGAGGGUGCCGCGGAUAAUGUUGACAUGGCUGAUAUAUGAAUAGGUGAGGGAGUAAGUUGAAGGUGAGGACGAUGCGUGAGGGCCUAAAUGAUAGUGAUAACGGGGGGUAAGAACCACUUUUUUUAGCUUCUUUGAUUGUUUUUUUAUCGUUUUUCUUUCCAGAGGUUGGUUGUAUGCAAGCAAGUAUAAAAUACUAGUUUUGUGGAUGCAGUCUGUUUCUGUCGUGUGCUUUGUGAUAAUAUUCCGACUGACUAGUAAAAAAAUUCGUUUGCUGAUUAUGGAUUGUGGCAUCUCUCUCUUUUCUCUCCCCUUCCCUCCAGGCAGCGCGGGCGCCUCCCUUGAGGUUUUUUGUUUAUUGUUCCUCCCGUUUUCUUGAUUUCCUCCCCUAUCCCAGCAAUUUCGGCACAAUAGCUGUUUCCAAAAAGGGAACAGAAAGGGAGGGAGAGAGAGAAAACAAAAAUGUAUAACGAGUCAAAUUCCUGUUCUUUCUUAGUAGUGGCUAGGUUAAAAGUAUAGUAAAAAAAGCCCCUCCCUAUUCAGAACCAUUCUCGUAGAGAGACCUCUGAGAAAUACUGCUCAUUAUUUUUUAUAUCUGCAAAGCAUACCUUGUAUACACAACAAUAAUCCUUCCCAUCCCUCUCCACUCUUUGCUUUGCUCAGCCUGAUGUUUUUUCCCAAUUCCCAAUUCCAAUCUUCAUCCAGUUUUGAUUUCAGCGGAAAGGGAGGAGAGGACGAACGUACGUAGCCAUAGCAGCAAGCCGGUCCACGAUCAACAUCUGGCCCGCCCGGCUGGCUGCCCAUGGGCGAAGUUGAGAAAUCAGAAAAAGCGAGAUAAUACGGGGGAACUCUUCUUCUCCUUUAGUUCAUUUUCAAAUCCUCCCUUCCCACUAAAGGGAGGAGCGAAAAAGCUCACCCUGAGAGAAUUCGGGAUUGUUUUGCUAUUUUCUCUCUCUCUCUCUC
Blastomyces dermatitidis ER-3 is the source of this 4139-nucleotide messenger RNA. Its product is annotated as cap binding protein. Gene Ontology annotation, biological process: mRNA export from nucleus; nuclear-transcribed mRNA catabolic process, nonsense-mediated decay. Gene Ontology annotation, cellular component: nuclear cap binding complex; nucleus. The transcript is spliced from 9 exons. The record is from RefSeq and is a predicted model, not a curated record. Lineage: Eukaryota; Fungi; Ascomycota; Eurotiomycetes; Onygenales; Ajellomycetaceae. The coding region runs from base 630 to 3218 and encodes 862 amino acids. Gene Ontology annotation, molecular function: RNA cap binding; mRNA binding.